Condylura cristata (star-nosed mole) is the source of this 3130-nucleotide messenger RNA. It is a transcript of the gene RASAL1, whose product is annotated as RAS protein activator like 1 (GAP1 like). Gene Ontology annotation, biological process: cellular response to calcium ion; regulation of GTPase activity; intracellular signal transduction. The record is from RefSeq and is a predicted model, not a curated record. Gene Ontology annotation, molecular function: GTPase activator activity. NCBI's taxonomy places the organism in Eukaryota, Metazoa, Chordata, Mammalia, Eulipotyphla, Talpidae. The transcript has 21 exons. The coding region runs from base 1 to 2529 and encodes 842 amino acids.
AUGGAAAUCCGACCGCUGGGGCAGCACGCGGAAGAGGCUGGAGAGGGCCCGGAAGGUGUGAAUGUGUUGGAAGGAGCGCGGGCAGGGGACAGGCUGUGUCUUCUGAGCCCAGUGCCAACUCACCGGGAGCCGGCGGCCACGCCCAUCAUGGCGUCAGGGAGCAGUGACCCCUACUGCAUAGUGAAAGUGGACGACGAGGUGGUGGCCAGGACGGCGACUGUCUGGCGGAGCCUGAGCCCCUUCUGGGGGGAGGAGUAUACAGUGCACCUGGAGCUGGACUUCCACCAUCUGACCUUCUACGUGCUGGACCAGGAUACAGUGGGGCAUGACGACGUCAUUGGCAAGAUCUCGCUGAGCAGAGAGGCCAUCACCGCUGACCCCCGAGGAAUUGAUAGCUGGAUCAACCUGAGCCGUGUGGACCCCGACGCGGAGGUGCAGGGUGAGAUCUGUCUGACUGUGCAGAUGCUGCAGGAUGGGCGGGGCCGUUGCCUCCGCUGCCACGUGCUCCAGGCCAGAGACCUGGCCCCCCGUGACCUCUCCGGCACAUCAGACCCAUUCGCACGUGUAUUUUGGGGCAGCCAGAGCCUGGACACUUCGACCAUCAAGAAGACCCGCUUCCCACACUGGGACGAGGUGCUAGAGCUGCGGGAAGGGCCGGGGGGCCCGGCCCCACUGAGGGUGGAGCUCUGGGACUGGGACAUGGUGGGCAAGAACGACUUCUUGGGCAUGGUGGAGUUUUCCCCUCAGGUCCUGCAGCAGAAUCCCCCCAGUGGCUGGUUCCGCCUCCUGCCCUUUCCCAGAGCUGAAGAGGAUUCGAGGGGGAACCUGGGUGCCCUGCGGCUGAAGGUGCGUCUCAGCGAGGACCGGGUCCUGCUCUCCCAGCACUACCAGCCUCUCAGGGCGCUGCUCACGGAGGCCGUGCUGGGGCCAGCAGAGGAGGACACUGUGAGCCCCCUGGCCGUGCUGGAGGAGCUGACGGUGGGGGAUUGCCGCCAGGACCUCGCCACCAAGCUGGUGAAGCUCUUCCUUGGCCAGGGUCUCGCCCUGCCCUUUCUGGACUAUCUGACCCGACGUGAGGUGGCACGGACCAACGACCCCAACACCCUCUUCCGUUCCAACUCCCUGGCGUCCAAGUCAAUGGAGCAGUUUAUGAAGCUCUUGGGCAUGCCCUAUCUGCACGAGGUCCUGAAGCCGGUGAUUAACCGAGUCUUUGAGGAGAAGAAGUACAUUGAGCUGGAUCCGUGCAAGAUGGACCUGGGCCGCAGCAGGAGAAUCUCCUUCAAGGGUGCGCCCUCGGAGGAGCACGUGAGAGAGACCAGCCUGGGGCUGCUGACCGGCUACCUGCGGCCCAUUGUGGACGGCAUCGUGGACUCCGUGGGGCGCUGCCCGCCCGCCUUGCGCCUCACCUUCAGGCAGCUGCACCAGCGCGUGGGGGAGCGCUUCCCCCAGCCAGAGCACAAGGACGUGAAGUACCUGGCCAUCAGUGGCUUUCUCUUUCUGCGGUUCUUCGCACCUGCCAUCCUCACUCCAAAGCUGUUUGACCUCCGGGAGCAGCAUGCGGACCCCCAGACCAGUCGCUCACUGCUUCUGCUCGCCAAGGCUGUGCAGACCAUUGGAAACCUGGGCCAGCAGCUAGGCCAGGGCAAGGAGCUGUGGAUGGCCCCCCUUCACCCCUUCCUGCUGCAGAGUAUCUCACGGGUGAGAGACUUCCUGGACCAGCUGGUGGACGUGGCUGGGGAGGAGGAGGCUGGGGGGCCGGCCAGGGUCCUGGUCCCACCCUCGGUGGCUGUUCGAGAAGGUUACCUGCUAAAGCGCAAGGAGGACCCCGCCACCCUGGCCACUCGCUUUGCCUUCAAGAAGCGCUACUUCUGGCUCAGCGGGGAGACCUUCACCUACUCCAAGAAUCCUGAGUGUCAGACGCGUUGCCUCAUCCCGGUGGCGAACAUCCGCGCCGUGGAGCGCGUGGACGAGGGCGCCUUCCAGCUGCCGCACGUGAUGCAGGUGGUGACGCGGGACGGCACGGGGGCCCAGCACACCACCUACCUCCAGUGCAAGAAUGUGAACGAGCUCAACCAGUGGCUGUCGGCCCUGCGCAAAGCCAGCGCCCCCAACCCGGACAAACUGGCCACCUGCCACCCCGGUGCCUUCCGAGGUGCACGCUGGACCUGCUGCCUCCAGGCAGAGCGCUCAGCUGCCGGCUGCAGCCGCACACACUCGGCCGUCACCCUGGGGGACUGGAGCGACCCACUAGAUCCCGAUGCUGAGACCCAGAUGGUGUAUCGGCAGCUGCUCCUGGGGCGCGAUCAGCUCAGGAUGAAAUUCCUCGAGGAUUCCAACCUGGACACCCCUGUGGAGGCAGACCCAGGCCCGGGCAGCGAUGCUGGGGAAGGGGGCUGUACUGAAGUCCUGGCCCGGCAGAAAGAGGCAACUGCCCGCCUGUUGGAGGUGCUUGAAGACUUGGAUAGAGCCCACGAGGAAUUCCAGAAGCAGGAGCUGAGAAAGGCGGCCCUAGGCCCCCUCAGGCGCUGAGAAGAUACCAGCAUCAGCCUGGAAGGAGUAGAAAGCCCUUGGACCUUUCUCAGUGUACCCUGGCUCAGAAGGCUCCUCAGGACUUUCCUGUUGCUCAUUGAUGCUAUGGCUUGGAGGCUUCUGGAGAUAUCCCAGAACCUGAGGCACGGAAACCCUUUGGCAGGAGGCCAGUCUCGCACUGAAAAGUCUCACUAUCUGGGCAGAGGCAGACUGGAAAGGAUGGGAUAAGGUGCCCACCUCACUGAGCUCAACCUGAGGCUCCUGUCGCACGCCUCUCCCUGCCCCAGUGGGCUGGGUGGGCUCUGAGCUGCUGGAUACAGCUGGACCUGAAACCCUGAUGCCCAUGUGUCCUUGUGGUCCAUAGGCACUAGACAGGCGCAGCCCUUCCUGUUCUCACGUCUGCCAAUCUCUGCCAUCGAAUCUCCUGAACCCUGCCUUUGGCUCAGGGCCCCCGCCGUAAGCACCCAGAGUCAGAGGCCUUUAGGAAGAAUUGAGGCUGGGAGGCCAGUGUGCCAGACUCAGGCCCUUGGAGCCGGGAGCUUUUGGGGUGGCUCCUUCCCUGUCUUUGGAUGUCUGUUUGCCCUGUAUAAAGCGAGGAAGG